GUUGAAGCUUAAUGCUUAUGCACUAGUUUGUCAGUGGGCAGGGGGGGAUCUGUUUUAGACAUUGUCACUAACUAGAGCAGUCAAGAAUGGCUUGUGUUAGAUUUGUUGCCACAUUCGAGCAUUCCUUUCAUCGUGGAGGGAGACAACACCAUUUCCGUCUUUUCCCUUGGAUCCAACGUAGGGUUAAAGUUGCUCACACAUUACUACCAAAGUUUGAAUUUGAAAACCCUGUUGCACCGGCAUGUCUGUCUUCAAAAGUCAAUGAGAAGCAGUUUAAUAAGCUUGAAAGGUGCAUACAGAAGGCAAUAUACAAACUUAUAGAAUUUCUUUCGGGGAGUAACAAGUUAAGGAAGAAACGUGGACGACAUUCUUUUAUAAUUUUACCAAUGAUUACAUGUGAUAUAGAUCCUGAUGUUGCUCAAUGGGGUCUCCAAGAUAUACAAGUUUGUGUAUAUAGCCAUUCUGGUGCCAGUUGUAGUGUUACUCAGUAUGAAAAAUUCAAUAGUCAAACUGUGCAUAUUAGAGAGGGUUGUUACGAACCUGAAUGUGUAAAUGUAGAGAAUGAUGCUGUUAUUGCACAUGCCCUGCAAGAGGAACUCUCACGAGUCGCUGCCGCAGAGGCAUCUGGAUUUACUAAUCCUAGUCGAGACUCUAUUCUUUCCCAAGAUUGGUUUGGCCUUCAAGGAAGACAACAUAGUUCCGAUUGUGAAGAUGAAGUUAAUCAUGGGACAAGGGAUUCAGAUGAUUUUAGAAGUGAACUAGGUGGUAAUUAUGGCAUGGGAGACAACCUUUAUCAUGGUGAAGACAUGUUGCGUAUAGAUACAAUCGACGAGUCAUCUGUUCUUGAUGGUGAAGUAGAGAAGAGGUUGAAUGACAUGGUUCCUAUUCCUCAUGUACCUAAAAUUAAUGGAGAUAUACCAUCGGUUGAUGAAGAGAUAUCAGACCAUCAAAGGCUGCUUGAUAGGUUGCUGUUGUAUGGUCUGGUUGAGAAUAAGGUUCAUGGUGAUGGUAACUGUCAGUUUCGCUCUUUGUCAGACCAACUUUACCGUUCUCAAGACCACCACAGGUUUGUGAGGCAGCAAGUUGUUUCCCAGCUUAAAUCAAAUCCGGAGAUGUAUGAGGGUUAUGUUCCAAUGGCUUAUGGUGACUACUUGAAGAAAAUGAACAAGACCAGUGAAUGGGGGGAUCAUCUUACAUUGCAAGCAGCUGCUGAUUGGUAUGGGGUGAAGAUAUUUGUACUAACUUCAUUCAAGGAUACAUGUUACAUUGAGAUCCUUCCACAUUAUCAAAUGUCUGAACGAAUUAUUUUCUUGAGUUUCUGGGCUGAGGUGCACUACAAUUCCAUAUAUCCAGAAGGAGAACUGCCUAAGAAAAAGAAGAAAUGGUGGAUGGUUUGAAGAAGUUUAGCACUUCAUUAACUUUCCAAGGAGCUCAAAGAAAACAUCAAGCAUCUGCUGCUCUGUCUUUCUUGGGUUGCUUUUUCCAAGUUCCAUUUUUGUGUAAAUAAGUGUACGUAAUGAUAUUUUCUAUUCAUUUUUAUUUUACUUAUAAAACUAUUUCUAAUUUACUAAAUAAAUAAACUACAUUAUUAAGAUUAUAAGACACUUA
Molecule: messenger RNA, 1608 nt
Organism: Gossypium raimondii (Peruvian cotton)
Lineage: Eukaryota; Viridiplantae; Streptophyta; Magnoliopsida; Malvales; Malvaceae
Product: OVARIAN TUMOR DOMAIN-containing deubiquitinating enzyme 9
Exons: 14
Coding region: 87-1397 (436 amino acids)
Biological process (GO): protein deubiquitination
Molecular function (GO): cysteine-type deubiquitinase activity
Source: RefSeq, a predicted model, not a curated record